AUGUAUGUAUGUAUGUAUGUAUGUAUGUAUGUAUGUAUGUAUGUAUGUAUGUAUGUAUGUAUGUAUGUAUGUAUGUAUGUAUGUAUGUAUGUAUGUAUGUAUGUAUGUAUGUAUGUCUGUAUGUAUGUUUUCAUGAUUGCUUCUAUGUAUGUUUGCAUGGUUGUACGUAUGUUUGUUUUGUUCGUAUAUCUUUGUAUGCUUUUUUAUAUCUUUAUACGCGUUUGUAUAUUAUUGUAUACUUUUGUUCAUCAUUGUAUUUGUUUUUAUAGUUUUGUAGACUUUUGUAUGCGUUUGUAUGUGUCUCUCUACGCUUGA
Helobdella robusta is the source of this 315-nucleotide messenger RNA. RefSeq lists its product as hypothetical. Lineage: Eukaryota; Metazoa; Annelida; Clitellata; Rhynchobdellida; Glossiphoniidae. The record is from RefSeq and is a predicted model, not a curated record. The transcript is spliced from 2 exons. Bases 1 to 315 code for a protein of 104 amino acids.